AAAUGUAAGAAGCCGUUCUACCCUUACAAUCCUGUCACCGGAGCUCCCCUUACAGGUGGGGGAAUCCCAUCAUAUAAUGGUGGACAAGGGGCCGGACCUCGCACCCAACUCCCUGGUGGCGAUGAUACGCUUGUCCCGAACCCCGGUUAUGAAGCUCCAACCCCAACCAUUGGAGCUGGAGCAGGAAGCAACGGCCAAGUUCCACCGGUGCCACUACCCUGAGUAUUAUUAAUUUGUCAACAAAUAAGCAUAUCCCAGAUGCAAACGGGUCUACUUUGAUGUCCUGAGUCUUGGUUAGAUAAGUAACCUUUUGUUUUACCAGCCGUUUCGUUUAGUCAUAUGUGUGCCAUCUCUUUGUCUCUUUGUAUCUCUCUAUAUCUGUCUACAAAAAGAGAGAAUAUUGUGUCAUGUUCGUCAGAUGAAUUCAUUUUUAGA
Molecule: messenger RNA, 435 nt
Organism: Camelina sativa (false flax)
Lineage: Eukaryota; Viridiplantae; Streptophyta; Magnoliopsida; Brassicales; Brassicaceae
Source: RefSeq, a predicted model, not a curated record